AUUCUUCUGCACAGUAAACACCACUCUCAAAUCGAUUAGAAGUUUCACUCUAAAAUUGAUUAGACUCUUCCCGGUCUGGUUUGAUAUUUUUCUUCGUUAAUUUGUAAAACAAAGAACAAAGAUGCGCUUGGGAGCAACAGUGCCGAAUUUCAAAGCUGAAACUACCAAAGGACCUAUCCAGUUUUACAACUGGCAAGGGAACUCUUGGGUUGUUCUCUUUUCUCAUCCUGCUGACUUUACUCCGGUAUGCACAACUGAACUAGGAAGGAUUGCAGUCCACAAUCCUGAAUUCGUGAAAAGAAAUGUAAAACUUUUAGCGCACUCGGUCGAUAAAGUGAAAAGUCACGUUGACUGGGUAAAUGAUAUCAAAUCAUAUUGUCCUGAUAUCCAUGGAGACUUCCCAUAUCCAAUUGUUGCCGAUGAGAACCGUAGCUUGGCUGUACAAUUCGGAAUGCUCGAUGAACAACAAAAGGAUGAUCCAGAAGUUGCCAAAACUAUCCGAGCUCUGUACAUUAUUAGUCCUGACCAUGUAGUUCGUCUCUCCAUGUUCUACCCAAUGUCGGUUGGACGUAAUGUCGAUGAAAUAAUUCGCAGCAUUGAUGCCUUGCAGUUAACAACGCGCAUUACACAAAUAGCGACUCCUGCUAAUUGGACGCCUGGAACGAAAGUGGUAAUUGAUCCAUCCGUACCAGACGAAGAGGCGAAAGAGCUGUUCCCAGGCGGAAUUGAAUUUGUUACUAUGCCAUCUGGUCAAAAUUAUGUUCGCACCACAACUCACUAUUGAGUCGUUUCCAGAAGGACAUUGUGUAGCAACUUCGUAGAAAGUUAUAAUUAGAUGUUUUUUGGGAUUUGAUUGAAUAAAUGAUUGUGUUUUUGGGGAAA
Hermetia illucens (black soldier fly) is the source of this 882-nucleotide messenger RNA. Its product is annotated as peroxiredoxin-6-like. The record is from RefSeq and is a predicted model, not a curated record. The transcript has 4 exons. Lineage: Eukaryota; Metazoa; Arthropoda; Insecta; Diptera; Stratiomyidae. Gene Ontology annotation, cellular component: mitochondrion; cytosol. Gene Ontology annotation, molecular function: peroxiredoxin activity. Bases 122 to 784 code for a protein of 220 amino acids. Gene Ontology annotation, biological process: cellular oxidant detoxification; cell redox homeostasis.